CGCCAUCACACGCGCCAGGCCCCGCCCCCCCGCGAGGCUGCGCAGUGACGUCGCGCGCAGCUGGGCCGAGUGCUUUGGCGGCGCGCGCGGGAUGGAGCCGCCGCUGGCGGCGAGUGUGGGGCGCGUCCGCUCCGACGGUCUUUCUCCUCUACGAAGAAGCUUUGUUGCCAAGAUUAACUCUGGAAGUGACCUAUGCUACUGACUGCAGACGUCUGCAAUUAUAGAAGUUGAUUUGUGUCUCAUUCCCUCCCCUGACUUUCCUGUUUCCUGUGGAAUUUAUACUUCGAAGUAUUUUGAAAAUCAGACCUCUGUUGAAGACAUUUGGAUUAAUACUGUGAGCAUAUCUAUGCAAAGAGACAAGCUAGCCUGAGCGAUUUCAAGUUUUGUUCAGUGGAGGGACUGCUGUAUGUCAGCCAUGCUAAAGGGCAAGUGAUGGAGGCAAUUGCUAUCUGAGUACUCAGCUGCAGCGUCCUAUAACCAGCUCUUGCCUGAGCUCAGAUGACAGGAAGGUUGAGCUCUCUGGGAGAAAAGCUGCGUGUUUCCUCUCUGCUAGAGACUGAGCUAUACAUACACGGUGCUGCUCCUGUUCAGAUUGGUUGCUUAUUCUACUUUUAAAAAGACAAUUUUGUUUUUUCUGAGAAUUAUGGACAAGACUGUGCCAGUUGAAACCAUUUCACUUGCCUGUUCCUGCUGAAGACAGAUUUUCACAUCUAGUCUCCACUGCCAUCAGCGGAUGCUGGCAGUAAUAAGCCAUUUCUUACUAUUUGGAAAUGCAUAACUGAUUUGGAAGUGUUCUGUUUUCUUGCAUAUGCUAAAUACUGCGAAGUUAAGCAUUCUACAGGAAAAUCAGAUAAGCAUGAGAUCACCGUGGCACAGCUGCAUGUGUAGUCACUCGUGAAGCAAUUGCACACCUAAUUGGCUGACAAUCUUGGCAUUUUACAAACACACGCCUUUCAAAGACAGGGGACAUAAUUAUAUAUGAAUAGUGAAAUAAACCUGUUGGGUGUCACCAAUGGAGCCCUCUAGCACUGAACAGUUGUGUGACGACCCUGAUCCUGGAGGCAAAUCCCAAGAUCAAGAGACCAAAAGGCAACAUGAAUCCGAGCAAAAAUUAUCAAAAAUAACGCAUAAUGCUUUGGAGAACAUUAAUGUGAUUGGUCAAGGCUUGAAGCACCUUUUUCAGCAUCAGCGCAGGAGGUCCUCAGUUUCUCCGCAUGAUAUUCAGCAAGCUCAGGCUGAUCUGGAGCCUGACAUGGAUCUGGAAAGCCAAAGCGUCUGUGCUGAAAUUGAUGGUGUCUCCACCCACCCCACAGCUCUGAACCGUGUGCUCCAGCAGAUCAGAGUGCCACCUAAAAUGAAGAGAGGGACGAGCCUGCACAGCAGGUGGGGCAAGGCAGAUGCCCCGAAAGGAAGCCCGCAGAUCAACAGGAGGUCUGGCCAAGAUACUCAAUCAGGUCGGCCCAGAUCGUCAUCUACUACAGAUGCUCCCACGAACUUGUCCGUGAUGGAGAUUGCUUCUUCUAUCUAUGUAGGUGGAGAGGAGGCUGCAGCAGCAAUUGAGCGGUUGGACGUGAGCAGCUUAGCACAGACCUCCAGUGCCGUGGCCUCAAGCACUGAUGGAAGCAUCAACGCAGACUCUGUUGAUGGGACCCCAGAUCCUCAGCGUACAAAAGUGGCUAUCACACACCUGCAGCAGAAGAUACUGAAGUUGACCGAGCAGAUCAAAAUUGAACAAACAGCCCGUGAUGACAAUGUGGCAGAGUACCUGAAACUGGCCAAUAACGCAGACAAGCAACAAAGCGCCCGCAUUAAGCAGGUGUUUGAGAAGAAAAAUCAAAAGUCAGCCCAAACUAUCUUGCAGCUGCAGAAGAAACUAGAACAUUACCAUCGAAAGCUGCGAGAGAUUGAGCAGAAUGGGAUCCCUCGGCAGCCGAAGGAUGUCUUCAGGGAUAUGCAUCAGGGUUUGAAAGAUGUUGGAGCAAAAGUCACUGGCUUCAGCGAGGGAGUAGUAGACAGUGUGAAAGGUGGGCUUUCCAGUUUCUCCCAAGCCACACAUUCAGCAGCAGGAGCUGUGGUUUCCAAACCCCGGGAGAUUGCCUCCCUCAUAAGGAACAAGUUUGGGAGUGCAGACAACAUUGCUAAUCUGAAAGACUCCUUAGAAGAAGGCCAGGAAGAUGGGACAGGAGGCAAGGCUUUAGGUGUUAUUCAGAACUUUCAGUCAAGCCCAAAAUAUGGCAGUGAGGAGGACUGCUCCAGUGCCACAUCGGGUUCUGUGGGAGCCAACAGCACAACAGGGGGCCCUGUGGGAGCUUCUAGCUUCAAAACAAACACUCUGGAUAUGCAGAGCUCAGGGUUUGAUGCAAUACUGCAUGAGAUUCAAGAAAUUCGAGAGACACAGACAAGACUGGAAGAGUCAUUUGAGGACCUUAAGGUUCGCUAUCAGAGGGACUACUCGCUAAUAAUGCAGACGCUACAGGAGGAGCGGUACAGAUGUGAAAGACUCGAAGAGCAGCUAAAUGACCUGACUGAGCUCCAUCAGAAUGAGAUUCUCAAUUUAAAACAGGAGCUGGCCAGCAUGGAGGAGAAAAUUGCCUAUCAGUCUUAUGAGCGAGCCCGGGACAUCCAGGAGGCACUGGAAGCGUGCCAGACCCGUAUCUCCAAGAUGGAGCUGCAGCAGCAGCAGCAGCAAGUGGUGCAGCUAGAGGGGCUGGAGAACGCCACGGCCAGGAAUCUGCUGGGGAAGUUCAUCAACAUCCUCCUGGCCGUCAUGGCCGUCCUCCUCGUCUUUGUCUCCACUGUGGCCAACUGUGUCGUGCCCCUCAUGAAGACUCGCAAUAGGACGUUCAGCACUUUAUUUAUAGUGGUUUUCAUUGCCUUUUUGUGGAAGCACUGGGACGCCAUCACCGGCUACUUGGAACGGUUCUUCUCUCCCUCCAGAUGAUGGCGGCAGGAAUCGGCUGCGUCGCAUCCCCAAGCGCUCUUGGUGAGCUCAUGUGGCAAAGAUUAGUCAGCAGCUACUGCGCUGAAGUUUUAAAGUGUCCGAGUGAAUUUGUUUACAUUUAGAAUAAAGUUUUUUCUCUGCAAGACGCAUUGCAAUAGUAUUUUUUAGAUUUUAUUCAAGAACUUUUUGGCGAGAAUCCUGGAUAAUUUUUAUGUAGCAUGGUUCUCUUUGGAUGCAAAUCUUAAGAUUCUUUAAAAUGUACAAAAGAAAUAAAUAAAAUACAGAAAUUUGGAGCAUA
This is a messenger RNA of Neopsephotus bourkii (Bourke's parrot), 3239 nucleotides long. RefSeq names its product transmembrane and coiled-coil domain family 1 (gene TMCC1). The coding region runs from base 1013 to 2941 and encodes 642 amino acids. Gene Ontology annotation, biological process: endosome membrane tubulation; endosome fission; membrane fission. Gene Ontology annotation, cellular component: endomembrane system. Lineage: Eukaryota; Metazoa; Chordata; Aves; Psittaciformes; Psittacidae. The transcript has 8 exons. The record is from RefSeq and is a predicted model, not a curated record.